Molecule: messenger RNA, 1086 nt
Organism: Sphaeroforma arctica JP610
Lineage: Eukaryota; Ichthyosporea; Ichthyophonida
Product: mannose-1-phosphate guanyltransferase beta
Exons: 6
Coding region: 1-1083 (360 amino acids)
Biological process (GO): GDP-mannose biosynthetic process; cell wall mannoprotein biosynthetic process
Cellular component (GO): cytoplasm
Molecular function (GO): mannose-1-phosphate guanylyltransferase (GTP) activity; GTP binding
Source: RefSeq, a predicted model, not a curated record
AUGAAGGCUCUAAUUCUCGUCGGUGGAUUCGGAACGCGUCUGCGUCCUUUGACGUUAACACUACCAAAGCCUAUGGUACCCUUCUGCAACGAGCCCAUGGUUGUGCAUCAAAUGACUGCCCUGGCUAAGGUUGGAGUUAAGCACAUCAUUCUGGCUGUCAACUACCGCGCAGAUAUCAUGGAGAACUUCUGUCGCCAGUACGAAGAAAGGCUUGGCAUAGAGAUCACCAUCUCACAAGAAACCGAGCCCUUAGGCACAGCUGGUCCGUUAGCUCUAGCAAGGGACGUACUUAAGGAAGGCGGAGACGAGUGCUUCUUUGUGCUCAACAGUGAUGUGAUCUGCGAGUUUCCCUUCCAGGACAUGCUCACCUUUCACAAGCAGCACGGCGCAGAGGGUACCAUUUUUGUCACCAAGGUAGACGAUCCUUCAAAGUACGGAGUGGUCGUCUCUAAGCCAAAUGGUGAGAUCAUUCAGUUUGUGGAGAAACCGUCUGUGUUCGUAUCCAACCGAAUUAACGCCGGACUGUAUCUAUUCGAGACAUCUAUGCUUGACAGAAUAGAGCUACGUCCCACGUCCAUCGAGAAAGAGAUCUUCCCGUUGAUGGCGCAUGACAGUAAACUCUUCUGCAUGGACCUCGAAGGCUUCUGGAUGGAUGUUGGACAGCCCAAAGACUAUCUUCUGGGCCUAGGUCUGUACCUGGGUGCGUGUAAACGUCACGAGCCAGAGAAGCUGGCGACUGGUGACCAUGUCGUAGGCAAUGUGAUCAUUCACGAAACGGCGACUAUUGGCGAGAACUGUGUCAUCGGACCGGAUGUGUGCAUCGGCAAGGGGGUUGUCAUUGAAGAUGGUGUCUGCCUGAAAAAGUGCAGUAUUCUGGAGAAUAGCACCAUCAAAUCACACUCGUGGAUCAGAGAGACUAUCGUCGGAUGGGGUUCUACUGUAGGUCGAUGGUGUCGGUUGGAUGGUGUGACAGUGCUAGGAGAGGACGUCAAUCUGAAGGACGAGAUCUAUGUGAACGGAGCCAAAGUGCUGCCCCACAAAUCCAUAUCAAACGAUAUCCCCGAGCCACAAAUUGUCAUGUAGUUU